AUGUCCACCCCUCAUCCCUUCGGCUUGACCGGGAAGCACGUCCUCGUAACCGGUGCCGGCGGGGGCCUCGGCCGCGCAAUCGUCGCCGCCUUUGUCUCUGCGGGUGCUUACGUCACGGGAGCGGACCAGGACAUCACCCAGCUAGCCGGCCUGCCGCUGCAUCACCGCCUAGCUUUUGACAUCACGGACGCCGCGGCGUGCCGACGCGCCAUCGACGAGCUCGAAGUACUCGGCGCAACUCCAGACGUGCUGGUGAACAAUGCGGGUGCGUCGCGUGCCGACUCGCUCGCCUCGUUGGAGGAGGAGGGGAUGUGGGAUGCCGAGCUGGCAACCAACCUCACUGGCGCGUAUCAUGUCACUGCGCCGGUUACCAAGGUGUGGGACAAGGCUGGGCGGGGCGGCACGAUCGUGUUCACAAGCUCGGUGAACGCGCUAACGCAUUACGGUAAUCCUGCUUAUGCUGCUGCAAAGGCGGGGCUGAUUGCCUACGCGCGUGCUCUCGCCGUCGAACUCGGAUGCAAGGGCGUGCGGGCCAAUGUCGUCGCGCCUGGCUCGGUGCGGACGGCCGCGUGGGCCCACCGUGACCCCGCCGUACUCGACGCCGCAGCACGGCAUUACCCCAUCGGCAGAAUCCUCGCUCCUGAAGACGUCGCGAACACCAUUGUCUUCCUCGCCUCUCCACUGGCCGCGGGGAUAACGGGCGCCGUCAUUCCCGUCGACGGCGGGCUCAUGGCCGGCAACAUGCCGUUCGUGCGCGACAUCAUCGGAAGCGAUAUCUAG
Cutaneotrichosporon cavernicola is the source of this 780-nucleotide messenger RNA. RefSeq lists its product as uncharacterized. Bases 1 to 780 code for a protein of 259 amino acids. The record is from RefSeq and is a predicted model, not a curated record. Gene Ontology annotation, molecular function: oxidoreductase activity, acting on the CH-OH group of donors, NAD or NADP as acceptor. NCBI's taxonomy places the organism in Eukaryota, Fungi, Basidiomycota, Tremellomycetes, Trichosporonales, Trichosporonaceae. The transcript has a single exon.